This is a messenger RNA of Exophiala oligosperma, 3089 nucleotides long. RefSeq lists its product as uncharacterized. The record is from RefSeq and is a predicted model, not a curated record. The coding region runs from base 433 to 2394 and encodes 653 amino acids. The transcript has 5 exons. Lineage: Eukaryota; Fungi; Ascomycota; Eurotiomycetes; Chaetothyriales; Herpotrichiellaceae.
CUUGCUAAAAGGGUCCUUCGACUGGACAACGAAAAUCUUGGGAUCCCAUCCAGGCCUGGGUCUCACAAUCUCGCUCUCCUCUCUGCGAAACGUCCAAUCCUUUUCCCUCCUGGACUCAAAGUCGUACUUCUAAUCUCCAGUUCCCUUCGUCUACUUCAAUCUUCUGCUUCCAACCUUUCUUCCAAUCAUCCUCUCCUCACAUUUAUUGGACACGCGCCUGCCUGUGGUUUUCUCAAAACACCCAAAGCCGUGACGAUUUUUUUCAAAGAAACAUCCUUUCUUGACCUUGACUGCCUUCAGAUAUACAUUGUUCACCUUCAACAGUCUUUGUCUGAACGGGACCAUCGUCUUUUCUUGACACUCCCUCACAUCAGUUCACCACUUUAGUCUUCAAAAGAACAUACCCUCAUUCCACACUUAAUAACACUCACCAUGUCUGUCGAAGCCCCAAAGCCGGUUGAGGAGACGCCUGUCGUCGAACCAACCACCAAGGCGCUGCCAGAAACACCUGUCGAAUCAUCCACUGCCCCUGCCGAGACCACUGCCACCACUGCCGAGCCUACUGCUGAAGCAACUCCUGCUGCGCCUGCUGAGGAGUCUACCGAGGCCACCCCAGCCACGGAGGAGGUGAAGAAGGAUGAGACGGUCGUCACAGCAGUUCCAGCUUCGGAGGGUGUUCUCGGAUACAAAGAGCCAACAUUGUUGAAGAGAUUCUUCUUCACAAAGCACUUCUUCUGGUUCUCUGAGGAGCCCUCAACGCCAGAGUCCUUGGCAACUUUCCUGCGCUCUGAAAAGGUCGACGCAAAGCACGCAUCCGCAUCGUGGGCCCGUGAGACAGGCAAGGGAUUGCUCUUCUUCUCCAAGCGUGCCGAGGACAAGGCUAGCCCAGUUGGCAUUAUCAACCUCGCCGAUGCCUCCACUGUCACCAAGGAAGGUUUCAAUCAAUUCUCCUUCAAGGCUGGCAACCACCACCACCGCUUCGAGGCCACCAAGGCUGAGGAACGAGAUAGCUGGGUCGUUGCCGUUGAAAAGGCAAUCGAGGAGGCCAAGGGACUUAAGGAAGAGAUCACUGGACGUGAAAGCUACAAGAAGAACGUCGAGGAAUAUUCUAAACCUGCCGUCAUCGCGCCCGCUUCAACCCGUUCCAAGUCCAAGGAACCAAAGAAGUCCCUUGAGGUCAACGCAGCCACCGCUGCUGCCACAACUCCAGCUGCGGAGACUACUAGCCCCUCCACUGAAACUGCCGAGGAGCCCAAGAAGGAACUCAAGGAGCGAUCCCAGUCGCGCAAGCGUGGCAGUAUCUUCGGCUCGCUGAUGGGCAAGAAAGAGGAACAUGCCGAAAAGAAAGAGGAAAAGAAGGAGGUGAAGGAAGAGAAGAGCGAAGAGGCCGAGGCAAAGAAGGAGGAGUCCAAGGAGACCGAGGAGCCUAGCAAGGCUGUCGAGGCCGGUGAGGCCGCUGCGGUCGCUGCUGUGCCUGCGGUUGCCGCGUCCACGGACAAGAAAGAAGAAAAGGAGGAAGCAGCAGCUCCUACUGAGAAGAAGAACAAGCGCGGCUCUGUCUUCGGAACCUUGUUCAAGAAGAACGUCACCAGCCCGACCACCGAGAAGACCGAGAAGGAGGCCACUGGAAGCACGGAUGUGCCGCCCGUCUCUGAAACCGCCCCCAAACUGGAGGAGCCAAUCGAGAACAAGCCCAUUGACACCGCCGCGGUGACCGCCCCUGUCGAUACCGUCGAGACCCCCUCUGCCGAGGAAGCUACCAAGGAGCCCGCAGCCGCCACUGGCGAGUCUGCUGCACCCAAGACUGAGAAGAAAGGUGGCUUGAUGAGCUUCAUCAAGAAGACCGAAGCCAAGCUCGAGGGCAAGAAGGAACACAAAGAAGAGGCCAAGGAAGAGUCCAAGGAGGACAAGGCUGCGGAGGCUAUUGCCAAAGACCCUGUUGCUGCUGCCAGCGCAGAACCAACGACCGAGACUGCUGCCACCGAGCCAGCCACCGAGACGCCUGCUGCUAAGGAAGAGCGCCCAGCCCGUGACAACAAGCGCCGCACUUCUCUCUUCUUCAACAAGAAGCGCGACACCACCGCCACCAGUGAUGCUGAGGAAGGUGCUGAGGAGCCCAAGCGUGAAAAGUCUCCCACUCCGGCCAAAUUCAUUGGCAACCUCGUCCGCCGCGCUAGUAAGGCGGUGAAGUCUGAGGGCCCCAAGGAGAAGGAGAAGGCUCCAGAGCCAGCCGCCACGGCCGAGGAAACCCCCGAAGAAGCUCCAGCAGCUGCUCCAGAGGCUGCUGCUGCUGAGACUGAGAUCAAGGGUGACGUUGUCCCGUCAGACCUCGUCACCGACAAGCCCGAGCCCGCUGUCCCUGCCGCGGCUCCCGAAGUCAAGGCAACUGCUUGAAGGUCCGACGAGGCCAGAGACAAAACUCCACGCACCUCUCUGUCACAUCCGUCUCGACUGUCUCGAGCAGCAAGUCCAGUUGAGUUUGAGAAGUGGUGGGACGAGAAGACUUACAACACUCCGUCGCUACCUCCUCGCAGCCCUUCUCGUCCCUCUGGCCUCGUCGUUUGAGGUGGCACGACAUGGGGAGACAGGGUGAAGUCCCGAGUUUGGGGGGUCUACCUCUGCAUCUGCAACCGCUCUUCCGCUUUGAGACAUGAUCUCUCAGGAUCACUGCACUGAUUGACGACAAACUCGGACACCACUCAUUUCGUUAUGUGUUUUGUUUUUUUUUGCUUUUUCAGGAUACCCCGAUCACCUUUAGAUUGAUUGUUUUGUGCUUUUUCUUGGUUGAUGCAUUUUCGAGUACCAGAUACCCACUUCGGCAAGUCUUGUUCUUAACGAAGAGAUACCCCCCAAAUGCAAAGCGUCUACUGGAUGAACAGGAGAAGAAAAAAAAUGGCAAAGGAGGCAACAAAGAGGGGCUUAUUGGUCCUUUUUUUCGUCUUUCCAACGUGAAAUGGAAUUACCUUGUGACUGUUGAAGAUGCCGGAUUCGGUGCCUGAGAUGGGACACAGUGUUAAUGGCCAUGAUGCGAAUGCAACUGCGAGUUUAGGAUAGUAAUAGCUAAUAAUAUGCAAGUGGAUUAAAAAAUA